GUUUGAUGAUGAAUACAACCUCCGAACGAAUGGAACAUCGAUGGGCUCCACAUUCGCUCCAAGCUAUGCUAACCUUUAUGUGGGUUAUUUUGAAGAAAGUUUAGUUAACAAUGAAAUUGAAAAUAUAUUUUUGAAUAAAAUCCUGAAGUGGUAUCGAUAUAUUGACAACAUUUGUUGCAUUAUGGGGAGUAACAGGAGACGAGCUGUCAGACUUUAUGGCAUCACUCAAUGACAUUGACCGCAAUCUCAAAUUCACUAUUGAAUGUGUUUAUUACCUCGAUAUGUGGAUUGUGAAAUCAAACGGAACCCUGUUUACAACUUUGUACAGAAAAGAAAUGGACAGAAAUACUAUAUUACAAGGGGACAGCAUCCACCCUGAACCAUUAAAAAGAGGACUUCCAAGAAUAACAGUUUUUCAGAUUGCGCCGUGUAUGCCACUCCACAGAGGACUAUCUAGAAAAAGCAGCGGAGAUGCGCAAUAUGUUUCUAAGAAGAGGCUACUCUCCACAAUGUGUGGAUGAAGCUUUUGAUUUUGGCAUUAGGGAAAACUGCUACAAAAAAGUCCCACUGGAGCUAAAGAUCACCACCACAUAUACUUUGAACUUGCAUAAAGUGGGAGAUGCUGUCAAGAAAACACUGGCAUGACUCCUGAGUGGUGCAGUGGUCUAAGGCACUGCAUCGCAGUGCUAACUGUGCCACUAGAGAUCCUGGUUCAAAACCAGGCUUUGUCGCAGCCGGCCGCGACCGGGAGAUUCACGGGCGGUGCAAUUAUUUUUUUUUUAUUUCACCUUUAUUUAACCAGGUAAGCCAGUUGAGAACAGGUUCUCAUUUACAACUGCGACCUGGCCAAGAUAAAGCAAAGUAGUGCAAUAAAAACAACACAGAGUUACAUAUGGGGUAAAAAACAUAAAGUCAGAAAUACAACAGAAAAUAUAUAUAAAGUGUGUGCAAAUGUAGCAAGUUAUGGAGGUAAGGCAAUAAAUAGGCUAUAGUGCAGAAUAAUUACAAUAGUAUUAACACUGGAAUGCUAGAUGUGCAAGAGAUUAUGUGCAAAUAGAGAUACUGGGGUGCAAAAGAGCAAAAUAAAUAACAAUAUAGGGAUGAGGUAGUUGGGUGGGCUAAUUUCAGAUGGGCUGUGUACAGGUGCAGUGAUCGGUAAGGUGCUCUGACAACUGAUACUUAAAGUUAUUGAGGGAGAUAAGAGUCUCCAGCUUCAGUGAUUUUUGCAAUUAGUUCCAGUCAUUGGCAGCAGAGAACUGGAAGGAAUGGCGGCCAAAGGAGGUGUUGGCUUUGGGAAUGACCAGUGAGAUAUACCUGCUGGAGCGCAGACUACGGGUGGGUGCUGCUAUGGUGACCAAUUGGCCCAGGGUAGGGGAGGGAAUGGCCGGCAGGGAUGUAGCUCAGUUGACAGAGCAUGGCGUUUGCAACGCCAGGGUUGUGGGUUCGAUUCCCACGGGGGGCUAGUAUAAAUUGUUUUAUAUAUUCACUAACUGUAAGUCGCUCUGGAUAAGAGUGUCUGCUAAAUGACUAAAAUGUAAAUGUAUCAUCGGACCCAGCUUUGCCAGCUGUAUUUAAGAACCCGCCACUUACUGUAUAUAGGAGAGGUUGCAAUAUCCGCGACAAAUCGGUCCCUGCCAACUGCCAGCCACAAAAAAUUUAAUCAGCCAGGCUCUUCUACACGCUCUUCCGAAUGGUAGCUAUAAAUACAGAGGUUGCGCUGUGCCCAAUUUUUCACCCCCUCGGGCUCAUGAGGUGGGGUAGACAUUCGUGGGCUCAGCCUUGUCCCAAAGUGUCCCCCGACCCCCCCCCCUGUCUCUGUGGGCUGUACUCAACCUUGUCCCAAAGUGUCCCCCGACCCCCCCAUGUCUCUGUCUCCCGCAUCUAUGCUGCAAUAGUCUAUGUGCCGGGGGGCUAGGGUCAGUCUGUCCUGUGUAAUUCUCCUGUUUUAUCUGGUGUCCUGUGUGAAUGUAAGUAUAUUCUCUCUCUCUCUCUCUCUCUCUCUCUCUCUCUCUCUCUCUCUCUCUCUCUCUCUCUCUCAAUUCAAAGGGCUUUAUUGACAUGGGAAACAUAUGUUAACAUUGCCAAAGCAAGUGAAAUAGAUAAUAAACAACAGUGAAAUAUAAAGUGAACAGUAAACAUUACGCUCACAAGAGUUCCAUAAGAAUAGAGACAUUUCAAAUGUCAUAUUAUGGCUAUAUACAGUGUUGUAACGAUGUGCAAAUAGUUUAAGUACAAAAAGGAAAAAUUAUUUGUGGAUCUGUUAUAAUCUGAGGGAAAUAGCCUGUCUGCCUAAGGAGGUCUCUCUCAAUAGCAAGGCUAUGCUCACUGAGUCUGUACGUAGUCAAAGCUUUCCUUCAUUUUGGGUCAGUCACUGUUGUUAGUGACAGUUGCCAAGAUCUAGUCCAUCGCCCUCUGGAACAGCACUGGCGCACUUGUGAUUCCAAACGGUAGGCAUUUUACAUUUUAGUAAUUUAGCAGACGCUCUUAUCCAGAGCGACUUACAGGAGCAAUUAGGGUUAAGUGCCUUGCUCAAGGGCAAAUCGACAGAUUUUUCACCUAGUUGGCUCUGGGAUUAGAACCAGCGACCUUUCGGUUACUGGCACAACGCUCUUAACCACUAAGUACCUGAAGAGCCCCUUGUGUGUUACAAUGGUCAGCAGCUCCUUUGACAUUUCAUCCAUGUGUAUCUGCAAGUAGGCUUGGCAGAGGUCUAUUUUGCUGAACUUUUGACUCCCAGCUAAACCUGCGAAAAGGUUGUUGAUGUGUGGUAGUGAAUACUCCUCAGCGGACAACACAGGGUUAACUUUAAAGUCUCCACAUAUCCUGAUUUCACCAUCCUUAUUAAGGACUGGUACGAUGGGUGUAGCCCAUUCAUUCAUGCUGACCGGCUCCGGCACUUUGUUUUUGACUGGACUCACCAAGUCAGCCUCGACUUUUGGUCUGAUAGCAUAAGGUACGGGUUGUGCUUUUAGAAACGUUGGUUUGCUGUCUGGCUUAAUGCUAAGCUUCACUGUAAUGUAUUUCAUGCUACCCAGCUCUCCAUGAAAGACUUCUCCACGUCUCUCCAUAUGCACCGGUGACCCUCUAGCAACGUAGAGACAUAAUAGCCGUGCGGGCCCCCAGAAACAGUCAGUAUAUUCUGUGUGACUUCCUGGUCUGAUGAGUCACUCACCUCAGUGCUCUCCUGCUCAACAGUUUGACUUCCUGGUCUGCUGAGUCACUCACCUCAGUGCUCUCCUGCUCAACAGUUUGACUUCCUGGUCUGAUGAGUCACUCACCUCAGUGCUCUCCUGCUCAACAGUUUGACUUCCUGGUCUGAUGAGUCACUCACCUCAGUGUUCUCCUGCUCAACAGUUUGACUUCCUGGUCUGAUGAGUCACUCACCUCAGUGUUCUCCUGCUCAACAGUGUGACUUCCUGGUCUGACGAGUCACUCACCUCAGUGUUCUCCUGCUCAACAGUGUGACUUCCUGGUCUGAUGAGUCACUCACCUCAGUGUUCUCCUGCUAAACAGUGUGACUUCCUGGUCUGUUGAGUCACUCACCUCAGUGUUCUCCUCCUCAACAGUGUGACUUCCUGGUCUGUUGAGUCACUCACCUCAGUGUUCUCCUGCUAAACAGUGUGACUUCCUGGUCUGAUGAGUCACUCACCUCAGUGUUCUCCUGCUAAACAGUGUGACUUCCUGGUCUGUUGAGUCACUCACCUCAGUGUUCUCCUGCUAAACAGUGUGACUUCCUGGUCUGAUGAGUCACUCACCUCAGUGUUCUCCUGCUAAACAGUGUGACUUCCUGAUCUGAUGAGUCACUCACCUCAGUGUUCUCCUGCUAAACAGUGUGACUUCCUGGUCUGAUGAGUCACUCACCUCAGUGUUCUCCUGCUAAACAGUGUGACUUCCUGGUCUGAUGAGUCACUCACCUCAGUGUUCUCCUGCUAAACAGUGUGACUUCCUGGUCUGAUGAGUCACUCACCUCAGUGUUCUCCUGCUAAACAGUGUGACUUCCUGGUCUGUUGAGUCACUCACCUCAGUGUUCUCCUGCUAAACAGUGUGACUUCCUGGUCUGUUGAGUCACUCACCUCAGUGUUCUCCUCCUCAACAGUGUGACUUCCUGGUCUGUUGAGUCACUCACCUCAGUGUUCUCCUGCUAAACAGUGUGACUUCCUGAUCUGAUGAGUCACUCACCUCAGUGUUCUCCUGCUAAACAGUGUGACUUCCUGGUCUGUUGAGUCACUCACCUCAGUGUUCUCCUGCUAAACAGUGUGACUUCCUGGUCUGUUGAGUCACUCACCUCAGUGUUCUCCUGCUAAACAGUGUGACUUCCUGGUCUGUUGAGUCACUCACCUCAGUGUUCUCCUCCUCAACAGUGUGACUUCCUGGUCUGUUGAGUCACUCACCUCAGUGUUCUCCUGCUAAACAGUGUGACUUCCUGGUCUGAUGAGUCACUCACCUCAGUGUUCUCCUGCUAAACAGUGUGACUUCCUGAUCUGUUGAGUCACUCACCUCAGUGUUCUCCUGCUAAACAGUGUGACUUCCUGGUCUGAUGAGUCACUCACCUCAGUGUUCUCCUGCUAAACAGUGUGACUUCCUGAUCUGAUGAGUCACUCACCUCAGUGUUCUCCUGCUAAACAGUGUGACUUCCUGGUCUGUUGAGUCACUCACCUCAGUGUUCUCCUGCUAAACCGUAUGACUUCCUGGUCUGAUGAGUCACUCACCUCAGUGUUCUCCUGCUAAACAGUGUGACUUCCUGGUCUGUUGAGUCACUCACCUCAGUGUUCUCCUGCUAAACAGUGUGACUUCCUGGUCUGAUGAGUCACUCACCUCAGUGUUCUCCUGCUAAACAGUGUGACUUCCUGGUCUGAUGAGUCACUCACCUCAGUGUUCUCCUGCUAAACAGUGUGACUUCCUGGUCUGUUGAGUCACUCACCUCAGUGUUCUCCUGCUAAACAGUGUGACUUCCUGGUCUGAUGAGUCACUCACCUCAGUGUUCUCCUGCUAAACAGUGUGACUUCCUGGUCUGUAUGAGUCACUCACCUCAGUGUUCUCCUGCUAAACCGUAUGACUUCCUGGUCUGAUGAGUCACUCACCUCAGUGUUCUCCUGCUAAACAGUGUGACUUCCUGGUCUGUUGAGUCACUCACCUCAGUGUUCUCCUGCUAAACAGUGUGACUUCCUGGUCUGAUGAGUCACUCACCUCAGUGUUCUCCUGCUAAACAGUGUGACUUCCUGGUCUGUUGAGUCACUCACCUCAGUGUUCUCCUGCUAAACAGUGUGACUUCCUGGUCUGAUGAGUCACUCACCUCAGUGUUCUCCUGCUAAACAGUGUGACUUCCUGGUCUGUUGAGUCACUCACCUCAGUGUUCUCCUGCUAAUCAGUGUGACUUCCUGGUCUGUUGAGUCACUCACCUCAGUGUUCUCCUGCUAAACCGUAUGACUUCCUGGUCUGUUGAGUCACUCACCUCAGUGUUCUCCUGCUAAACAGUGUGACUUCCUGGUCUGAUGAGUCACUCACCUCAGUGUUCUCCUGCUAAACAGUGUGACUUCCUGGUCUGAUGAGUCACUCACCUCAGUGUUCUCCUGCUAAACAGUGUGACUUCCUGGUCUGUUGAGUCACUCACCUCAGUGUUCUCCUGCUAAAUAGUGUGACUUCCUGGUCUGAUGAGUCACUCACCUCAGUGUUCUCCUGCUAAACAGUGUGACUUCCUGGUCUGAUGAGUCACUCACCUCAGUGUUCUCCUGCUAAACAGUUUGAACAUCUAUUUUUCCUUCGUUGAAAUGUCUCUUCCUUGUUUUCAGUCUUUGACGAUUUCUCUGAGCUCUUUCUGUUUCUGCAGGCUCGUUCGAUGUGUCCCUUUUUACCACAGGUUGGGAAAUCCAUGUCCUUACACCAGCAUGUAGACGUCUGAUGUCCCGGAAGCAUGUGCCUUGAUUUCACUGUCUCUGAUUUUCAGUUGCAAUUCUGUGCACUUUUCCUGAUGAAUCCAACUGCUGAGCCUCUUUAGCAGCUAGUUCCAUGGAAACACUGACUUCAAUGGCCCCUUGCCAAGGUCAGAUUACUUUCAGUCAAAAGUCUCUUUUAUGUAGCUUCACUCCGUAGAACCACGUACUAAUCUGUCUCUCAUGGUGUCGUUUAUAACAUCAUUAAAGUCACCGUACUCUGAUAGUUUAUUGAAUGCAGCAGCAAGCAUUUUCAGUGAUUCUCCCUAUUCCCGACUUCUUCUGUGGAACCUACAGUAAACUUUUCAGCAAUAACUAGUGGGUUUGGUGUAAAGAGUCCUUUCAGUAUUUCCACAAUAUCCCAAUAUGUCUUAUUACCUGGCCUGCCUGGCGGUAGUAGACUGCAUAGUCAAUUAAUUGUCUUUGGCCCAAUUACACAAAGAAAUGUAAGCACUAUUUUGUCCUAAUCAAUGUCAUUUGCAAGAACAAUAUAUUCACACCGUUUUAUAUGCGAGCUCCUGUCACGACUUCCACCGAGGCUGCCUCCCCUCCUUGUUCGGGCAGGCUUCGGCGUUAGUCGUCACCGGCUUACUAACCACUGCCGCUCCCAUUAUCAUCACUCCACUUGUCUUGUCUUGUUAAUCACACACACCUGGUUCUCAUCCCCUCAUUAGUCUGUGUAUAUGUGUUCCUUGUGAGAGUAAAGUAGCUCGGAGAGGACCUGAUCCGUCGAGACCAGUUGGUUAAUCGGAUCCAGCCACCUACACCCCAACACCCGGAGGGUUCCAGAUAUCCCGACCACAGGACUUCGAUGGGACGGCGGCGCUCUGCCAUGGAUUUAUCCUUCAACUGGAGCUCCACUUCUCCACCAUCCGACCGGCCCCAUCGGAACGAGAGAAGGUGUCCGUCCUCGUUUCCUGCCUCACGGGGAACGCCCUGGAAUGGGCAAGUGAACUCCCUGUAGUUCUCCAACGCGGCUCCUCCUUCGUUCCACACCGCGUUGGAGAACUACAGGGAGUUCACUUGCCUAUUUCGGGUGGUCUUCGAUCACCCACCCGAGGGUCGAGAGGCGGGUGAGCGGCUGGUCCACCUGAGGCAGGGGACGAGGACCGCGCAGGACUUCACCCUGGAGUUUCGAACUCUGGCAGCGGGGUCCGGGUGGAACGAGCGGGCCCUGAUUGACCAUUUCCGGUGCCAUCUGCGGGAGGAUGUCCGGCGCAGCUGGGAACUUUAUGGACAGGGCAUUCUCACACCGUCAAGGCAUUUCAUUGGUUCCCCUAUCCAUUCCACUCCCCAUUAGAGCACGUGAUAGUCGACCAUUAGGGUCCGGGUUGGCAAAGGAGGUUAAUGUACCAGUCACCAUGAUCACCCAGGAGACUCAUUGGGAGCAGAUCACUUUUUCGAUUAUUGAGUCUCCUGCUCACCCUGUAGUAUUAGGUAUCCCGUGGCUAGCCCUUCACAACCCCACUUUCUCAUGGCCGCAGAGGGCUCUCACGGGGUGGUCGCGAGAGUGUCAGGGUAGGUGUCUAUGUGUUUCCGUUGGUGCAACCAUGGUGGAAAGUCCAGACACUACCUCCACCGUGCGCAUUCCCCCCCCGAAUACCAUGAUCUGGCGCUCGCGUUUUCAAAGACGCAGGCGACUAAAUUACCACCUCAUCGGGCGGGGGAUUGCGCGAUAAACCUUCGGAUAGACGCUGUGCCUCCCAGGAGUCAUGUGUAUCCCCUGUCGCAGGCUGAAACGGAGGCGAUGGAAACAUACGUCUCCGAGUCCCUGGGCCAGGGGUAUAUACGUCCCUCCAUUUCACCCGCCUCCUCGAGUUUCUUCUUUGUGAAGAAGAAAGACGACAGUCUGCGCCCGUGCAUUGAUUAUCGAUCACUGAACAAGGAGACGAUAAUAUUUAGUUAUCCUCUCCCCCUCAUUCCAUCAGUGAUUAAGUCAAUGCAUGGGGCGCGCUUCUUCACCAAAUUAGAUCUCAGGAGGGCCUACAACCUGGUGCGUGUUCAGGAGGGGGAUGAGUGGAAGACAGCAUUCAGCACAACCUCGGGGCAUUAUGAAUACCUAGUGAUGCUCUACGGUUUGAUGAAUGCAUCAUCCGUCUUCCAGUCCUUUGUGAACAAGGUGUUUCGGGACAUGCUUGGUCGCGGUGUUGUGGUCUACAUCGAUGACAUCCCGGUGUAUUCCGCUACGUGCGCCGAGCAUGUAUCCCUGGUUCGCAAAGUACUGGUCCGACUGUUGGAAAAUGACCUUUAUGCCAAGGCAGAAAAGUUUAUGUUUUUCCAGCAGUCCGUCUCCUUCCUCGGAUAUGGCAUUACCACCUCAGGUGUGGAGAUGAAGAGUGACCGCAUUUCAGCCGUGCGUAAUUGGCCGACUCCAACCACGGUAAAGGAGGUGCAGCGCUUCCUUGGCUUCGCCAACUACUAUCGGAGGUUUAUCCGGGGCUUUGGCAAGGUCACAGCUCCCAUUACAUCUCUGUUGAAGGGUGGGCCGUCCCUGCUCCACUGGUCUGCUGAGGCUGACAGGGCCUUCAGUAACCUGAGGGAACUGUUCACCUCGGCCCCGGUACUGGCCCACCCGGAUCCAUCACUACCAUUCGUAGUGGAGGUGGAUACGUCCGAGGUAGGGAUGGGCGCUGUCCUGUCUCAACGCUCGGGCAUGCCAACCAAACUCCGCCCCUGUUCCUUCUUCUCUAAGAAGCUCAGCCCGGCGGAGCAGAACUACGGCGUUGGUGAUCGGGAGCUGUUGGCUGUUGUCCGAGCUUUGACCGUGUGGAGGCAUUUGCUCGAAGGGGCGAAACACCCUUUCCUUGUCUGGACGGACCACCGUAAUCUGGAGUACAUCUGGGCAGCAGGAGGCUGAAUCCUCGCCAGGACAGGUGGGCCCUAUUCUUCACCCGGUUUGAUUUCACUCUAUCAUACAUUCCAGGUACGAAGAACGUGAAGGCAGACGCACUGCUCCGGCUGUAUGACACAGAGGAGAGGCCCAGAGACAACACCCCCAUACUCCCGGCCUCCUGCAUUGUGGCGCCGGUAGUAUGGGCGAUGGACGCUGAUAUAGAGCAGGCAUUACGCACAGAUCCAUCUCCACCUCAGUGUCCAGCUGGGCUGCAGUACGUGCCUGCUCUUAUCCGUGAUCGUCUGAUCUACUGGGCACACACGUCACCAUCCUCUGGUCACCCAGGUAUCAGUCGUACAGUGCGCUGCCUGACCGGAAAAUACUGGUGGCCUACCUUGGCUAAGGACGUGAGGGUGUAUGUCUCCUCCUGCUCGGUGCGUGCCCAGAGUAAGGCAGCUCCCAGCGGGUAAGUUACUGUCACGACUUCCACCGAGACUGCCUCCCCUCCUUGUUCGGGCAGGCUUCGGCGUUCGUCGUCACCGGCUUACUAACUACUGCCGCUCCCAUUAUCAUCACUCCACUUGUCUUGUCUUGUUAAUCACACACACCUGGUUCUCAUCCCCUCGUUAGUCUGUGUAUAAGUGUUCCCUCUGCUCCCUUGUCUGUGUGGGUGAUUGUUCCAUGUGAGAGUAGAGUAGCUCGGUUGAGCUACUCUCUUAUUGUAUUGCCGGGGGUAGAUUUAUUUUCCCCUAUGCUUGUAUAUCGUUUGAAGUAUUUCCGUACUGUGAUUGCUAGGGUAGAGAGUUUCCCCUGUGCCUGUGUUUGUGUGUCGCUAUCCAGCGCAACUGUGACGGAAAGGAAUAAACUCUGUAUUCAGUGAUGUACCCUCCUGCUCCUGACUCCUUCUAUCACACUCACCACAGCUCCACUGCUCAAUACUUUCAUCAAACUGUCCAAUGUUUCUAACUGUACCUGCCAUUUUUCAUGACCACGUCUGUAUAACAAUUCAAUAACGAUGAGAUUGGAGAGACAGGAAAUAGUUCAAACAUUUACUUAGAACGUGAUAACACACACAACUCCCAUGAAGAAACCUCCUCCUCCUCUUCCCCUCCUCCUCAUCCUCCCCUCCUCCUCCUCCUCCUCCUCCUCCUCCUCCUCCCUUCCUCCUCAUCCUCUCCUCCUCCUCAUCCUUCCUCCCUCCUACUACAGGGUAGCGAGGGCUAUGCUGGUGAAUAUUUAUAGGGGGACAAGAAGAGAGAGUAAAUCCUUUUCCCUCAUCCUUGCUCCCCCCUACAGGGUAGUGAGGGCUACGAUAGUGACCUGAGUUCCUCCCUCCCUCCAUCCUCCCUCUCUCAGCCUGUGUGUAUUUACAGGGGAACCUGAGCCAUCCUGCCUGGGCAGGCCAACAGAUAUAUCAGCAGGAACAAAACUUGACAUGGAAGCAGCACAUCUUGCACCGACCCCCCCCAGGCUAUACACUAAACCUCAGAGAAACAGAGACAAUAUCAGGGAGGACCAGGGACAACACUAAACCUUCAGAGACACAGAGAACAAUAUCUAAGGAGGACCAGGGACAACACUAACCGCAGAGACACAGAGACAAUAGCAGGGAGGACCAGGACAACACUAAACCUAGAGACACAGAGACAAUAUCAUGGAGGACCAGGGACACACACUAAACCUCAGAGACACAGAUUACAAUAUCAUGGAGGACGCAGGACAAAAACACUAAACUCAGAGACCAGAGACAAUAAUCAGGGAGGACCAGGGCAACACAACCUCAGAGACCAGAGACAAUAUCAGGGAAGGACCAGGGACAACACUAACCCAGAGACAAAGAGACAAUAUCAGGGAGGACCAGGGCAAUACUAAACCUCAGAGCCACAGAGCGAGACCAAUAAUCACAUGGAGGACCAGGGACAACACUAAACCUCAGAGACCAGAGACAUAUCAGGAGUCGACCAGGGACACUAAACCUCAGAGACACAGAGACAUAUCAUGGAGGACCAGGGACAACACUAACUCAGGAACACAGAGACAAUAUCAGGGAGGACCAGGGCAAACACUAAACCUCAGAGACACAGAGCAAUUCAGGGAGUACCAGGACAACACUAAACCUCAGAGACAACAGACAAUAUCAGGGAGGACCAGGAACAACACUAAACCUCAGAUACACAGAGACAAUACAAGGAGGACCAGGGACAAACACUAAACCCUCAGAGACACAGAACAAUAUCAGGGAGGACCCAGGACAAACUAACCUCAGAGACACAGAGACAAUACAAGGGAGGACCAGGGACAACACUAAAACCAUCAGCAGAACCAGAGACAAUAUCAGGGAGGACCAGGGGCCCAACACUAAACCUCAGAUACACGAGACAUAGAAAGACCACAACCUAAACCUCAGAGACAAGGACAUCAGGGAGGACCAGGGACAACACUAAACUCAGAGACACUUUUCCAAUAUCCUGUGGAUAGGAAAGUGCUCUAACCCGCCCCCCCCCCAACAAGGUAAAGUGGUUAGCCCAAUGCAUAGGGUGACGCAACAAUUGUGAGGUCGCUCUGGCUAAGAGCGUGCUAAAUGAGUUAAUGUCCCUUGGCAGGGCACUUAACCCUAAUUCUCAGAGCGCUCUGAUAGAGGUCUGCUAAUGACUAAAUAUGAAGUAAUGAAAUAUCAGGGAGGACCAGGGACAACACUAAACCUCAGAGACACAGAGACAAUAUCAGGGAGGACCAGGGACAACACUAAACCUCAGAGACACAGAGACAAUAUCAGGGAGGACCAGGGACAACACUAAACCUCAGAGACACAGAGACAAUAUCAGGGAGACCAGGGACAACACUAAACCUCAGAGACAGAGACAAUAUCAGGGAGGACCAGGGACAACACUAAACCUCAGAGACACAGAGACAAUAUCAGGGAGGACCAGGGACAGUCCUAAACCUCAGAGACACAGAGACAAUAUCAGGGAGGACCAGGGACAACACUAAACCUCAGAGACACAGAGACAAUAUCAGGGAGGACCAGGGACAACACUAAACCUUAGAGACACAAGGACAAUAUCAGGGAGACCAGGGACAACACUAAACCUCAGAGACACAGAGACAAUAUCAGGGAGGACCAGGACAACACUAAACCUCAGAGACACAGAGACAAUAUCAGGGAGCACCAGGGACAACACUAAACCUCAGAGACACAGAGACAAUAUCAGGGAGGACCAGGGACACACUAAAACCUCAGAGACACAGAGACAAUAUCAGGGAGGACUCAGGGACAACACUAAAACUCAGAGACAAAGAGACAAUAUCAGGGACACUAGGACAACACUAACCUCAGGAGACACAGAGAAACAAUAUCAGGGAGGACCAGGGACAACCUAACCUCAAGAGACACAGAGACAAUACAGGGAGGACCAGGGACAACACUAAACCUCAGAGACCCGAGACAUUCAGGGAGGGACCAGGGACAACACUAACCUCGAACAACACAAUCAGACAAUAUCAGGGAGGACCAGGGACAACCUAAAAACCUCAAUAUCAAACAGAGACAAUAUCAGGAGGACCAGGGACAACACUAACCUCAGAGCCCCAUAACCAUAUCAGGAGGACCAGGGAACAGUCCUAAAACCUCAGAGCCAACAGAGACAAUAUCAGGGAGGACCAGGGACAACACUAACCUCAGAGACACGAGACAAUAUCAGGAGUACCAGGGACAACACUAAACCCAGAGACACAGAGACAAUAUCAGGGAGGACCAUGACAACACUAAACCUCAGAGACACAGAGACAAUAUCAGGAGGACCAGGGACAACACUAAACCUCAGAGACACAGAGAACAAUAUCAGUGAGGAACCAGGACAACACUAAACCUCAGAUACAGAGACAAUAUAAGGGAGGACAGGGACAACACUACCCUCAUGACACAGAGACAAAUCAGGGAGGCCAGGACAACACUAAACCUCACGAGCCAAACACAGAACAAUACAUGGGGAGAACCACCAGGACACACGAAACUCAGAAACACAGAAGACAAUAUUCGUGAGGACCAGGGACAACACUAAACCUCAAGACACCAGAACAAUAUCAUGGAGGACCAGGACAACACUAACCUCAGAGACACGGACAUAUCAGGGAGGGACCAGGGCACAACACUAAAAAACCUCAAGACACAGAGACAAUACAGGGAGGACCAGGGAAACACUAACCUCAAGCACCAGAGACAAUUCAGGGAGGGACCAGGAAAACACUAAACCUCAGAGACCCAGAGACCAUAUCAGUGAGGGACCAAGGGCCACACUAAACCUCAGAGACAAAGAGACAAUAUCAGGGAGCACUAGGGACAUUACACUAAACCUCAGAGACACAGAGACAAUAUCAUGGAGGACCAGGGACAACACUAACCUCAAGACACAGAGACAAUAUCAGGGGAGGACCAGGGACAACACUAAACGUCAGAAACACAUAUACAUAUCAGGGGAGGGACAGGGACAACACCUAACCUCAGCAGACACACAGACAUAUCAGGGAGGCCAGGGACAACACUAAAACCUCAGAUACACAGAGACAAUAUCAGCAGGACAGGGCAACAUAACUCAGAGUACACAUAUACAAUCAGGGAGGACUCAGGGACAGUCCUAAACCUCAGAACACAGAGACAAUAUCAGGAGGACCAGGGACAACACUAAACUCAGAGACACCGAGACAAAUCAGGGCUGACAGGGACAACACUAAACCUCAGAGCACAGAGACAAUAUCAGGGAGGGACCAGGGACAACCUAACCUCAGAGACACAGAGAACAAUAUCGAGGGAGGACCAAGGGACAACACUAAACUCAGAGACACAGAGACAAUAUCAGGUAGGACCAGGGACAAACACAAACCUCAGAGACAGAGACAAUAUAAGGGGGACCAGACAACACUAACCCUCAGAGACACAGAGACAAAUCAGGGAGACCAGGGGACAACACUAACCUCAGAGACACCAGACCAUAUCAGGGAGCACCGGGACAAACAC
This is a messenger RNA of Coregonus sp. 'balchen', 13777 nucleotides long. Lineage: Eukaryota; Metazoa; Chordata; Actinopteri; Salmoniformes; Salmonidae. The record is from the annotation of a GenBank genome assembly.